AUGGCAAUCGAUGCUGUAGAAGCAAUAGUGAUUGAAGGAGACGCAGGUUCAGUCCAGAUUGGUGGAUUUGUUGCUCCUACAAAACAGCAUGACAACUUUCGCCAAAAAAUAACGAUAGAGGAAUCAGCAAGCUUGAAUCAGAAACACAAGGCGCAUGCGCCCGGUGCAAGCUGGAUGAACCUGUUUGAUGUAUCAAUUGAAUGUUAUUGCAUUCCAUCAAGCCGUGUUCUGUCCCACCCUACGGCUCUUCUCGGACCCGGUGCCGGUUGCCGCUCAGUUGCAGUUACAACAAUUAACAUUGAAAAACGAGAACAGACGAUUACCAACCAAAGGGCGUCAAAGUUAAAUAGCGCCAUCUAUACACCUGUCAUUCAGUGGUUUGGCAUUGAUGUCAAGCAGCAAGUGCCUCAAUAUCUACCAAUGAAUCUUUGGCCUGGAUCUUACACAGUGUUCGGGUUCUACAACCCAGAGGAAUCGGGAUCGACCUGCGUUAAACUGACAGCGAAAGUUGGAUCAGAAGAGGUAUACUUGGAAGAACGUAUGGAAACAGAGAAAUGUCUGUCAAGUGAAAAAUGGUCUGACCUAACCCGUUUGAUGGAGAAAGAACUACAAAAGUUGACAUCACCUGUGAAGAAACCAUCGUACGAUCCCAUUCCAGAACAGGAACACCAUUUGGUUGAAUCCACGGUAGUUAUAGAAGAAACAGGGCAGCAGAGGGUCAGUCAGGAUACCGGCUAUAUGUCUACCAAACGAUCCAUAGUCCAAUCCCCAUAUUCUGUUCGAUACACCUCUGACAGUGAAGAUGCGGCUUCUGUAAAAGAGAGACAGCCAUAUGAUAAGAAAAUAAGCAUGAGAAGAAAGGACACGCCAGCGCAUGGUUCAUUUCAUAUAGGACUGAGUCCUCAUCCUCAAGAUUUUAGAGACCGCCCACUUCAAGAUUUUAGAGACCGCCCACCUCAAGAUUUUAGAGACCGCCCACUUCAAGAGGAAUCCGAAGCGAAAACCUCUUCAGGGUCAGACUCAGUUUCUUCCCGUCCCAGCGAGAGAGCUUUAAUCAGACCAGCUUCUUCUCUGGGCAUACAUACAACUGACCCAAAAAAACAAGACUUUCCCUCUCCUCUACAGCUGUGUAUUACAGGGGAGACCGGUAUAUCAAAGUCGUAUUGCGAUCUUACAGGCACAGAUUUCCUCUCACCGGUAAACUCACCAUCAUACUCUGAUAAUGGAGGAGGAAAAACGACAACUAAACGUCGAAAGAAAAGAAGCAUAAUUAGCAAAAUCGGAGGGAUACCUGCAAAAGUUGAAUCAGAAAUAUCCCUAUUAGGAGCAACACACGCACUGGAAAAAGAAAUCGACGUAGGCGCCGAUGCUGAUGACGAAGAGGAUGCGAGUCACACAGAAAUUGACAAAUUAUCCGCUUAUGUGACCAAAGAUGAUCAAAACCAAAAAACAAACGGAUCGUCAAGAAAAGAAAGCGAAGAAAUUAAUUUAAGGACUACAUCUGUAAAUUCUGGAAAAGGAAUGGCACCUUUGCCUGAGAAUUUGGAUUUUUCUUUGAAAGAUGAAGGCACCAUUGGUCAGACAGAAGAAGGAACAGCUGAGAUAAAUGACCUGGGAGAAGAUAGAAUGGAAGUCAGCGAUUCAGAUAUAAACAAACGCAUAGAGGUACAGCAAAUUUCGUUUAGUAAACUGACAGAGCCACCUAUUUCAUGCCAAAGAGAUUCUGAUGCUCGUUUACUUUACUUAAAAGAUGUAAAGGAGAAUAAAAAUGAAUCCGGAAUAUUUGAAGAAGUGAAAAUCAAAGAAAAGGAAGUGUCUGAUAAAGAACGAAGUGAAGAAACGGAAGAACAAAUCGCAGAAGGUGUUGAAAAUGUAGAACAUAAAAACAUUGAUGAAUUUGAGAAAACGAGUUCAAGACCAAGGUCCAGAACUCUUUCAAAAAGGAACGUAUUUGAAAACAAGAAUGCAAAGCAAAAAUAUACCCGACAGUCCAAAUCCUUUUCCAUUCCGUCAAGGAGUUCUACGCCGAAACGUGGAGGUAAGAGAAAAGUUCCGCCCGUACAAGAUCUAUCGAAUGAAACGGCAAUGUCCAGUACGAUUGAGCCUCCACGUACGCCUAAAGAGGCUUUUAGCGAUUCAUAA
Molecule: messenger RNA, 2142 nt
Organism: Mercenaria mercenaria
Lineage: Eukaryota; Metazoa; Mollusca; Bivalvia; Venerida; Veneridae
Exons: 14
Coding region: 1-2142 (713 amino acids)
Source: RefSeq, a predicted model, not a curated record